UCACGGCGAGGAGUGGGAGUAGCAGUGUGUCACCACCAGCCUCUGACUGCCGCCAUUACCACACGUCUGCAGUGUUACACGCUGGAUCACACACUCUCUGAACAGAUCAAGGUAUCCUAGCGAGUUCUCGCUGACGGAGUGAAGAUCAUGGCGGGUUGCCAGCAUACUGUGUUGAUGCAGUAAUGUUAUUCGUGUGACCCUCCUUACUGCGGGUGCUGGGUCACAACCCUCCACACACAAGACGCAGUGGCGAGUGAUGAUAGUCAAGUUGAACACACUAUGAGAACUGAGAUGUAGCAGUGUUUGUGUAGAGGGAACUGUCUUGCUGCCACGCUAGGUACUAUCCUGCUCUCUCUACAUAACGUCAAAACCAGUUAUCGGUGUAAACGAAUAACGAGUUAACACGAUGAACUCUCGUUUAAUACAGUGAAGAACAAAACGAUGAAUGGAAACUCAACUUAUAACUACUUGGCUGAGUUAGAGAUUAACCAAGACUCACGAAGAUCAUUUAUAAUGUAAAAAAACUACGUAACAUAAUUUGACUUACAAAGGAUCAUGAAGUGAACUAAGUUCUGUCACCAUCGAAGACACACAACCCAUGGAAAUUCACGGUCUGGGAAAUCUACAACAGCUAUUGGAAUUUAUAGUAGUCUAGGACCCAAUAUUUGCAAGAUUGUAACAAUUAGAAUUACUGUUGUUGUUGUCGGCCUUGACCACGUUCCUGGUGGCCUCUGCCUUGUUCACUUCACUUGUGUAACUACUGCCACCACCACCACAACCACACUUUCAGGUGCUACCACCAUCAUAACAACCACCCUCACAGGUGCUACCAACACAACCACCAGGUGUUAUCACCACCAGAAGAACCACUUUCACAGGUGUUACCACCAGAAGAACCACCCUCACAAGUGUCACCACAACAACAACAACAACAACAACCACUCUCACAAGAGUCACCACCACCACCACCGCCACAACAACUACCACCACAACAACCACCGCCACCACAACAACCACAACAACAACAACAACAACCAUGUACGGGCUUGAGAAUAUAAACAUCGAGGUUAUGAACCGUCAAUGGAUGUCUUCCCCGUGCUACCUGGAGUGGGAUGCUGCCGCCGCCUCCUCCUCCUCCUCUCCAGCUUCCUCCUGCGACGCUGCAGACUCCUGGCUGCCCUGGACAGCAUCACACAAGUCUCCACAGGAGGACUCCCUGUUGGCCUCCAGCGUCCGGGAGAGCCGUCGGCGGAGGCGCAUGUGUCCUCUGGCGCAAGUGCGCCAGCGGCAGGCAGCCAACAUGCGCGAGCGGCGACGCAUGGCGUCCAUUAAUGAUGCCUUUGAGGGUCUGAGAGCCCAUAUACCCACCAUGCCUUAUGAGAAGCGUCUCUCUAAAGUGGACACCUUGAGACUGGCCAUCGGGUAUAUUACCUUCCUGUCCGACAUGGUGGAGACGAACCCUGCCUUACAGACCCAACAAUCUGCCAACAACAACAACAACAGCAACACCAACAACAAGAUCUUGGUCAAAAGUAGUGUUGAUCCUUACGGAGGCGGCGACACAGGAGAUCAUCUCACCUUCACAGAGCUGUCGUGGACGUCGCAACGGCAGGAGGUUGUCAACGGCAGGGUUAAUACCUCUCUCUGGACGCCCACACACGCCCUCGCUAACUGACACGCCCCUUCACCCCUCGCUAACUGACACGCCUAUACACGCCCUUGGUAACACGCCUACCUCUCUCUCCCUCUCUCUCUCACACACACAGGAGCUGUGAAUCGACCCCUGCAACCACAAAUAGGUGAGUGAGUACUUGCUACCUAGAGAUCGUUCCAGGGGUCAGCGACCCUCGAAGCCCAGUCCUUGACCAGGCCUCCCGGUGGAUCAGGCCCUGAUCAACCAGGCUGUUACUGCACGAGGGCCAGAAGGAAACGACAAACACUGAAAGAGGGGAAAAUUAGAGAGGGGUAAAAUAAAGAAAGGGAACAGAACUGAAGACUUAAGACAGAGGAAGACGAAAUUAAAGACAGUGAAAAGCCAAGAAGGACGAUAAAGGGGAAAAACAAAUUGUCUUGGAUCUCAUCAAGCGUUAAACCCGUGUGGGUCAUUCAUU
Messenger RNA from Cherax quadricarinatus, 2111 nucleotides. RefSeq names its product pancreas transcription factor 1 subunit alpha-like. Gene Ontology annotation, molecular function: protein dimerization activity; DNA-binding transcription factor activity, RNA polymerase II-specific; RNA polymerase II transcription regulatory region sequence-specific DNA binding. The record is from RefSeq and is a predicted model, not a curated record. NCBI's taxonomy places the organism in Eukaryota, Metazoa, Arthropoda, Malacostraca, Decapoda, Parastacidae. Gene Ontology annotation, biological process: developmental process; regulation of transcription by RNA polymerase II.